Sarcophilus harrisii (Tasmanian devil) is the source of this 4330-nucleotide messenger RNA. RefSeq names its product E3 ubiquitin-protein ligase DTX3L-like. Bases 367 to 2004 code for a protein of 545 amino acids. The record is from RefSeq and is a predicted model, not a curated record. The transcript has 4 exons. Lineage: Eukaryota; Metazoa; Chordata; Mammalia; Dasyuromorphia; Dasyuridae.
GACGUCACAGGGCUCCGCCUUUCUGCGGUUUUCACCUGGGUUGGGGUGUUGCGCAUUCUGCGAAAAGGGGCUGCCAGCAUCCCAAGCUCCAUCAGCCUCUCACUCACGCACCCCCGGCCUGCUUGAUCCCCACUGGGAGUCCCCUGUGUGUAGGAGGAGGUGAGAAGUGGAUUCUUCUGAUUACUAUUUUACUCACUGGUUCUAGGAUAUCACGACUUUCAGGUAGACCAAGGAUUUUUAAAUUAUCUCACUUUGAUCUAUUUUCCAGGUAGAUUCUCACGUCUUUUAUAUGGUCUACAAUUACUAGUCCAAGAAAGAAACAUCACAGCUCUAGCUCUUUGAGUCACGAAUCCUUACCCUGCACUGAUGGCCACCGACAAUGCUGCCAACAGCCCACCAUAUCGGAUCCUGGUCCGGGUGUCUGAGAAUUUCUUUGAAAUGGAGAAGAAACUACAAAAGUAUUUCCAGAACCCAUGGAAGUCUAGGGGAGGCAAGUGCAAGGUCAAAGCUGGUCCCACUGAAGACACUUUCUGGGUAGACUUUUAUAAAAGACAAGCCAAGGAAGGAGUGAUAGCAAAGAGAGAUCAUUCUAUAAACAUCAGUGAUUCAAAUGAUACAUCAUCACAUGUGGACAUCUUCAUAGAAACAAAUGAAAACCCAGAAGAGAACAAUACUUUGGAAACAAGUCAGAUUUUCUCUCAGAUUCAGUCAAUCCCACAGGAAUUUCCAGAUGAGAAGCACUCAGAAGAAGAAGUUGCUACCAGCUCCUAUGAUUUCUUCAUUCAAAAGAUAUUUUUUCAUGUGGAAGCCCAGCUGACUUUCAAGCUUUCUAUAGAGCUAAGGAAGUUAAUUAUUAGCCUCUGUCCAGAUAUACAAAUAGAGGGAGGCCGUUAUGGACCUGAAAGACUGAUUGGUGACUAUGAAGAUAUUGGAAAAAUUUAUCAGUUCUUAAGGGAGAAGAUGCUGGGAAAUGACAAGAAAAAAAAAUUGUCUUGCUCAGCCUCAGCAGAAGAAAUUGAAGAAAUCGAAGAAAUUGAAGAAAUUAUAAGAAAUGACUGCAACAGUCUUGUUCUUUACUCAAGCCCAAAACAAAGGCUAGAAGACGAACUGGACCUUAUUUCAGUUCCUGCACAUUUGUUUGAAUAUUUCAAAUAUGUCUUUGCUGAUACUCUAGGCAGAAUAGAGACUGAGAAUCAAGUUCAAAUCAAAAGUGCUUUUUCAUGUCCUAUUGGCAAUGUGUAUUUAGACUUCAAGACAAGUAAGUCAUGGGACAGACAAUUGGCUCAAGACGCUUUUACCAGAGCAUUUCAGAGGGAAAUACAGAAUGUGUCCCAUCAGGAUGUUCAUUUCCCAGAUAAUAAGCUGGUACUUGAAAUGCAAAAAUCACUGACUCAAACAUUUCAUAACAUCCAUGUUAAAGCUGAAGAAAAAGACUUAAUCCUCUGGGGAAACCCAAAGGAUAUUUUAGAAGCUCAACAUUUCAUUGAAGAAAACUUCUCUCAGAAACAACCUGAAGAGGAAACGAUGGUUUACCCAAACCUGAAGAAUGGAAUUGAGGUUGAAACCUCUCUCUGGCGUCUUCUGGGCCAAGAAAUCAGAGAAAUAGAGAAAACAUAUUAUACUGUAAUGGAAUUGGUAAACAAACCCAAAACUGGGAAAACACUCAUUGUAUUUAAACCAAAAGACAAAGAUUUAGACCUCUCUGCACAUGCUUAUGAAGAUUUCAUUGAUCUCUUUCAGAUGCUCUUGCCUCAGAUCAUCAAAGAAGUAGUGAUUCUGAAACCAAUAGAUCAGAAGAAAAAGGCUCGGAUUGAAAAGGCAUUAUUUGAAAACCUGGAAAGAAAGCAUUCCCAUGUGAACAUCGAAUGGAAUAAACCAGAACUGACACUGACUGGUUUGCCCAAGUACCUUGAAAAAGCAAUGAAAUACAUUAAGAGAUAUUACAAAAUUGAACAUCCUCCUCAGCAGAGACAAUUCUCUCUUCCUUGGAGAGAAUUAGAGUAGAUACUCCAAAUCUUUCUUGGACAAAAAUGGUAAUGAUUUCAAAGAUGGCUGGAUCUCCCUCUAGUGGAUUGCUUAACUGUUGGGACUUAAGAAAAGAGGAGUGUGCCAUCUCUCUAGAAAUCAUUCACCAUAAAAGUCCUCCCAAAGUAUAAGCAUGAGUUCUGUGACCCUUGUAUCAGACAGGCAAAUAUGUCAGUGUGCUCUGUAUGUCAGAUUUCCUAUUAUAUCAUGAAAGGAAACAAUGACAAGUACUUACAGGAUUUCUUCAUUUCUAGUUUGUAAUUCAUGUGACAAUAUUCUGUUUCAUUAUCACAGGCAUGAAGGCAUAUAGACAGAAGAUCAUCCCAAAUCAAGAAAAUGUUAGAAAGGAACAAGAUGGUUGUCAUACUUGCCCAAAUAAUGUGAAGGAUGGCAGGUUUUCUAUUUCCUCAGAAGGACUUUUGACCAAAGGCUGUUUACUCACAACAGGACAGUCUCAGACAUCAGGAUUCAAGGAUGCGAUCACCAGGAAUGGUAUUCACAACGUUAUACAAUUUUGGGCCAGAAAACUUUGGUUACCAUGGUCUCAGCUAUCUGCAACAAAUUAAGCUGGAAUUGGAGGUGAAAGAAUUGAGUAAGAGUCUCGAUUUCAAGGAUGCCUUGAAAGCUGGGCUUACAAAAACUGUAGUUGUGGAAAGCAAUCAGAGCAAUCAUUAAAAUGUGUGUUUAGAGAAAAAUAAAAGAAUUCGAGAAGAAAUUAGUUGUUUAGGUAUGAGUGGGAUGAACUUCUGUUAACCUGUCUAAUUUCUUGGUGUUUUAAAGUUUUUAUUAGACAAACUGAGAACCCAGUAGUAAUGUAAAAAUUGCUCUAGUGAGCACCCAAAGUGUACUUCUCAGUACUUUCCUGCUUGUCUCCAUUUUGCUGUCACCAGGGAUGCUGGAGUUAAGGAAUCUUCCAUUGUCCCACUUGUACAUAUGAUGACUGACCCUCAGAACCAUUCCUAUUAUUUGUGAAAAGCUGUUGGUGCCCUGAGAACUCACCAGAACUAGCUCCCUUCUAAUUGGAAUGAUAGCCAGGAACAUUCAAAAAGAUUGAAAACAUCUUGACAAAAGUUAUAGUCUCAAAAUACUUACAUUAAUCCUUCACAUCAGAAAGAAACUAUCCAUCCUUAGGGUUCUGGCAAAUUUAAUAUAAAUUGAAGAGUGAAGAAAGCUAUUUCUGUCUUAAUUAAAAUCUAGUGACAUCCAGUCACUUUCAGGAGCAACUAGAAAGCUUGUGGCAUUCAGAGCUCUUCAUAACCUUUUCCCUUCCUUCACUCCCCCACUAUGGACUCUGUGCUUUAGUGAUACUGGCCUCCUUGACAUUCUCUGCACAAGAAAUUCCACCUUUCUGGAUUGUGCAUUUUCACUGUAUAUCCCCAUGCCUGAAAUUCUUUCAGUAUUCAAUUUGACGUGCUGGUUUUUCUAUGCCUUCUUUCUAGUCCUACCUAAAAUCCUACCUUCUACAGGAAGACUUUCCCAAAUCCCCUUAAUACUAGUGCUUUUCCUGUGUGGAUUAUCUCCAAUUUGUCUUAUAGAUAGGUCGUUUGUACAUAGUUGUUUGCAUAUUGUCUCCCCUAUUAGACUUUGAACUACUUGAGAGCAGAGGCUCGUUUUGCCUUCUUUUGUUUCCCCACCACCUAGCACAGUGCCUAGAAUAUAGUAGGUACUUCUACUCAUUGAAUAACUGAUUUUGGGCAGGUUGAUUGACCUGGAAAACACUUUCUUGAUUAAAAGACAAGUGGCAUUGGUUUGUUUACUGCCCUGAUCUUCACAUUCCUAGCUCCCCCUUUCAGGUGUACCUUGUGGCAAUUGUUCUGUUUGUGUAGUCUUGGUGAAAACACAUUUAUGCCCAAAUAUUUUCUGACUUUAAACCUCCAGAAAAUUGUCUGCUUAAUUUGCCAUUGUUCAAGAUUUCCCCUCAAAAGUGUACUUGUAGUGCAACAGAUAAAAUGUCUAUUGAUCUCUGAAUGAGUCUAUCUUUGUAUUUGCUUUAAAAACUAAACAAAAAUAUUUAUUAGAAGCUUAUAUCCUGGAUCCUGUGGCAUUGCUUAGAGAAGGAAAGAGAACUUGUGAUACAGAGAGGUUCGUUUCCGAGUUAGGAACAGCUUAUUCAUUGAUAACAAUGCCAGUUACACCCUAUUGUCCUUGUAUGGAAUGUUAAAUAUUAUAGCUCAAAUGAAUUGUAGUUGGGUCUUUAAAUAAUUGAAUCAUCUUGAUUUGAUUGUAUGCUUAUGUCUGAGGAGAUGUGAUUUAAUGACUGUGUGAGAUGCUUCUAAUAAAGUCAAAACUAUAUGAUCAGAAAAAA